This is a messenger RNA of Fusarium pseudograminearum CS3096, 300 nucleotides long. RefSeq lists its product as uncharacterized. The transcript has 2 exons. Bases 1 to 300 code for a protein of 99 amino acids. The record is from RefSeq and is a predicted model, not a curated record. Lineage: Eukaryota; Fungi; Ascomycota; Sordariomycetes; Hypocreales; Nectriaceae.
AUGGAAGGCUUCCAACCCGACAACGGUUUUCACCAGGGAGGAUUUCAGCAAGGAGGCUUCCAACAGAGUGGAUUCCAACAAGGAGGCUUUGAACAAGGGGGAUUCCAGCCUACUUCUGGCAAGCAGGGCUUCUCGUCGACUUCCGAUGACGUCCGUGUCCAAGGUUCCGAUAUUGCAGCUCUGCGCAAGGCAAUCGAUGAAGCAAAGGCAAGAAUUGCAGAGGCUGAUGAGUUGAUUAAGAAAAUUGAGUUCCUGCCAGUUGCUACGAACGAUCCCGGCUUAUCCAACAACGGUUUCUAG